AUGUUUGAAGUUACAUUCAGCAACACCGUGAUCACAAUCGUCACUCCCGCCGAAAUGCUAGCACAGUACUCGCCGUUCUUCGAAGACGCAAACAAUUGUGAAUGGCAACCUGAUGGGACAAAUAAGAUAUUUCUGAAGAUAGGGGCGCCAGAGAAGUUUGUGAUGUUGGUAUCUUGGCUCUACAUAGGUGAACCCAGUCAAGGAAUCGAACUUUGCAAGCCAUAA
Messenger RNA from Botrytis deweyae, 225 nucleotides. RefSeq lists its product as uncharacterized. Bases 1 to 225 code for a protein of 74 amino acids. NCBI's taxonomy places the organism in Eukaryota, Fungi, Ascomycota, Leotiomycetes, Helotiales, Sclerotiniaceae. The record is from RefSeq and is a predicted model, not a curated record. The transcript has a single exon.